CGACCUCGAUCCCCUCCACCUUCGCCCAACACACCCCCACCUAACUCACUACCUCCCAUGGCCGGCGUGCCAGCAACCCUCUCCCACUGGUCGUCGCUGUGCCCUCACCCCUCUACCUUUCUCCGACCACCGCCCCUCGUGCUGCACCUUCCCCCAACCCCACGCCCCACCUUCUAUGCCAGCCGCCACCCUCCUCUUUCUCUAGUGCCACCCACGGCAAUGGCGAGAUCCACCGCCACCGGGCCUCGGCACGGCCUCAACCACCGGAUCCGGCCACCACGGCCCCCCGGCGCAGCCUCAACCACCGGAUCCGGCCACCACCAGCCCACGACACGGCAUUCAACCACCGGAUUCCGGCUACCACCGGCCCCCGACGCGCCUUGAAACCACCGGAAUUGGCCGCGACGGCCAUGGGUGCGGCAACCAGCCCCCCAUCUUCCCUUGGGCGGCUGUGAACUUCAUCUCCAUCACCGAUGAGCCUCCCCUCUCCUCUGGCCGGAUUCCAGCGAUCUCCAUCGUGCCAUGGCCUGUCUCGCGCCGGAUUCGGCCGCCGGGGCCACUGGAUCCAUGGCAAGUGGAUCCCGUGCGUGCUAGAUCCGGCUGUGGUGCGCCCCUCCACUCCAUGCAGUUCUCUUCCCAUGAGGCUCGCCGUUCUCGAUCCCGAGAUCCUGGGCUCCUCAAUGACGACUCUGAAGCACAACCGUGGCCGAGGGCAAUGGCAGCACCGCCGCCGGACGGCCGGAGUCCUGCUCCUCUCCUUGUUCUCGUCCUUGUUUGUGUUCAGGCGCGGCUAUCAGUGUCGGCUGCUGCGGGCGUCACGUGCAGCUCGUCCAAUGGGGUCGAGAAGUAUGUCCCAUGGGACAGCACAGUACUGUGUGGAAUCCUAGUACUGGACUGGCUUGGUCUUUCAACGAGCUCCACCGGUCGUCCGCCGGCGGGAUCCUCUGUGCAGGUUGCUUCUCAUUGUAGCUCGGUUGGGUCGCCGGUGCAGUACGCAGGCACGUGAGAGGAUGACAGGCGCGUAGUUUGGUUUCGGUCGUGCUUCGCUUCGGUAUGGAUGCGCGCGUCAUGCGUUUUACUCGACUACACAUAGAAGGUUCUUGGACUCCGUUGGUGUGUAGUUUCGGCAGUGGCUCGUCAUCUUGUCCCGUGCUUUGCAGCUGGUGCCACUGCGUGUGCAUUUUAGUAGUUGGCCGCCCCGUGUAGUUUAGUUAAUGUGUUUGUAUCUACAAAGAAGGUUUUUGUUUUUGAGCACAUACCAUGCAGUUUGGAGCAUGUGAACAUCCAGUGCAGAAUGGUGCAUUUUGUUUUUGAGGAGUUUAUGUAUAAAAAUUA
Triticum dicoccoides is the source of this 1335-nucleotide messenger RNA. RefSeq lists its product as uncharacterized. The record is from RefSeq and is a predicted model, not a curated record. Lineage: Eukaryota; Viridiplantae; Streptophyta; Magnoliopsida; Poales; Poaceae. The transcript has 2 exons. The coding region runs from base 623 to 1006 and encodes 127 amino acids.